GUGCACUGGGGAGCGUUGUUUGUUUUAAAUGACAGAUGAUGAAUGACAUUUUUGAACAUUAAACUGCUUUAUACAUAGCAUUUGGUUACAACACUAAAACUAACGAAUACUAAUGAUUUUUUUAGUAUCGAGGGUGAUUAAAGCACCUUGUUUACUGAGAUGUUCAGGUAAGUCACCGAAACUCCGUCACAUCCCACUGCCACACCUACAAAUGCUCGCGGCUGUAAACUAUGUUGUCAAACAGCCGUAAUAAUUUACAGCAUCAAGGCAGGAAUCUCUGGAGAAAUCUGGAAGUAUUUUUCUACUGAAGUUUCCUUGUACGGAGCACAAAAGAGUGUCAAGGUACAAUGCUGGGGUUUGCAGCAAUAUGCUUCAGCCUGCUCUCCCUUCUGAAUCUUGUUUGGGGCAGAGUGCUCUACAAUGGAAAUGAUGUGUUCCUAGAAGAAAAGUCGGCAGGUUCAUUUCUCUCCCGUCAGCUGUUGUAUAACAGUUGGGAUUUUGAGUUAGUGGUGCCUGAUGACCUACAGAGAGAAUGCAUAGAGGAAAUAUGCUCAUAUGAAGAGGCCAGAGAGGUGUUUGAAGAUGACACACAGACGAAACAAUUUUGGAAAACCUAUGUCAACAGUCACGAGACUUCGCCCCCAGUGGAUGUGUCUGGUUUGGUAGCCGGCAUUGUGGCUAUUACUGUAACAGCACUUAUAGCCAUUGUGUUGGGCGUUUAUUGCUACAAGAACAGAGGCAAAAAUUCAAGAGGGGGCAGCGUUCCUGUGCGCAUGGGCGCGGAUGGGCAGCCUCUACCUGAAUCUGUGCCCUUGGCUAACAUAGCUCCAGGUCUCCCCUCGUACAACGAGGCUCUGGCCCACAGCGGCCAGCAUGAUGCACCUCCACCACCGUACACCGGGGGAGGUCCAUCUGAGCCACCACAAACAGGAGAUGAGUGAUACGGAUGUUGUUGUUUUUAAAUAAGGGAGGGGAGGGGUGCUACAAGGUUUGCUGGUGAAAAAGUGUAGCUUCGUCACUAAGUAGAUAAUUUAUUACACUUACGCUACAUGUUCAGCAGUUAACCCUAUUUUAUGCAUUUUUUUAAGGUUUUAGUGUACUGUCAAUGUUGUUUUAAAUCAGGUUUUUUAAAGAGUUUUAUUAAAUGAAAUUUUCAUUCUUAAUAAAA
This is a messenger RNA of Labeo rohita (rohu), 1168 nucleotides long. It is a transcript of the gene prrg2, whose product is annotated as proline rich Gla (G-carboxyglutamic acid) 2. Bases 348 to 941 code for a protein of 197 amino acids. The transcript is spliced from 8 exons. Gene Ontology annotation, molecular function: calcium ion binding. Gene Ontology annotation, cellular component: extracellular region. Lineage: Eukaryota; Metazoa; Chordata; Actinopteri; Cypriniformes; Cyprinidae. The record is from RefSeq and is a predicted model, not a curated record.